Molecule: messenger RNA, 4004 nt
Organism: Macrosteles quadrilineatus (aster leafhopper)
Lineage: Eukaryota; Metazoa; Arthropoda; Insecta; Hemiptera; Cicadellidae
Product: zinc finger protein 835-like
Exons: 16
Coding region: 298-2814 (838 amino acids)
Cellular component (GO): nucleus
Molecular function (GO): zinc ion binding
Source: RefSeq, a predicted model, not a curated record
AAAUUUGUGUUUGCUGAAAAUUAAGACUGUUUGUCGAGUUAAGAAUUUAUGCAUUUCUAUUCGACAGAAAUUGGUAUUGUUUAUAACUGUGCUGAUUGUAAAUAUUGGUUAUUCUAUACUGACGAUGACGAAGUUAGUUUCAUCAUUUCAGCCGCAAGUGCAUAUUAAUAAAACGUCAAAGGAAUUAUUUAUCAAAAAUAUUAUUUACAUAACCUUAACUAGCCAAGGCUAAACAACAACACAACAAUAAUUAAUUGUGGAUGGAUUAAAAUGAUUUAACUACCUAGAUUAUGAGAAAUGACUGCUGACACGGAGAAACCUUCUGUCAGCAAGAACACGUCGUGUCUCGUUUGUGAUGCUAGUGUUGGCGUGUCCACAAGGAACAGCUGUCCGAUAUUUCAACAGCAUGUGACAACGUCCGACAAGCCUGUCUAUAAAAUCAUUGAAUUAGUUUUGGAUCUAGAAGUUCAAGAGAAUUUAGUCCAUAGUGUAGUUGUGUGUAAAAAGUGUUACAAGCUCCUUAAUGAAGUAGAUGAACUGCAAGAGAGAAUUACAGAAAUUCAGUUGGAGGUUAAGGGCAACUACAUCAAAACUGUGAGGAAAUAUGAUGGUACCUUACCUCCUGAUGAGGCCGUGAACGAGGAAAAAUCAGUGAUUGAAACUUCCAGAAUAAAACAGGGGCCGGGAAGACCGAGGUUGAAAAAAAGUCCAGAAAUGAAGCCUCCUCUUGCUGAAGUGUGUGGGGAGAGUUCGGCCAGCAAUGAUGAUGUCACCAUCGUCUUCAGCGACAAUCAGAAGGAGAACAAAAGUGGCAAUAGUAUUGAGUUGGGCCAACUUGAAGGUGAUAAGGAGACAGAAGAGGGCGAUGAUGAUGAUGAUGAUGACACGGGAGAUGUUGGUGAUGCUGACGAUGAUGAAGACUACAUUCCCACAUUGGCUGAGCUCGGGAGUCUAUCUCGAACGGAGUCUGGAGAUGUACAGAUUAAGGUGGAGGUUAUGGAAGAAGAUUUAACCGACAAAGUUCUAGGAAAGAAAGGCCUUUUAAGAAAAAAGAAAGGAUCCCCAUCAAAAGGUGAAAUGCCUGCUUUGAUACCUGCUAUGGUGGUAAGCAGAGACGCUGCAGUCUACACCUGCCUCGUUUGUUCAGCAGAAGAGAAGUUCAUAGCAGAUGCCAAAGGCAUCACCCACCAUCUAAAGGAGUCCCACAACUUGAGAUUGUACAUCUGUGACAUUUGUGGACAGGAGUUUUUUAAACGCAACGAACUCUCUGCUCAUUUAGACGAACACACUAACAUCGAAGACAGAGAAUACCAGUGCGAAGUUUGUCAUAGGAUAUUUUCUAAUUUAAGACUUUUCCGAGUGCAUAAAAGGUUACAUUACCCUCAAGUGAAAAACUGGACGUGUGAUCAGUGCGGGAAAAGAUAUCUGUCACGUAACAUGCUGGAGGAACAUAUGAAUGUUCACACUGGCAACAGGCCCUACAUCUGCUCCCAGUGUGGGAAGGACUUUGCCUCCAAGUACACUUUCAAGGCCCAUGAGAAGACCCACUUGGAGCGGCCAAGACCGUUUGUUUGCAACAAAUGCAACAAAUCAUUCCUGACCCAAGCUAACCUACAGCAACAUGAGCGAACCCACAGUCCGACGAGGAACUUUGUCUGCCAGAUUUGUGGUAAGGGGUUCAGCACGUCUCGUAACCUAGAGGUCCAUUCAGUGAUACACACAGGCUACAAGUCUUUCAUCUGCCGCAUGUGUGGCAAAGCGUUUGCACGUAAAGCUGAGAUCCGGGAUCAUGAGCGAACACACACUGGCGAGAAACCUUACCAGUGUGAGUUCUGCGGUGCAACCUUCAGUCAAAGAAGCAAUCUUCAGUCUCACAAGCGAGCAACCCACUACGAUGACAAGCGGUACAAGUGUAUGGAGUGUGGUAAGGGGUUCAAGCGACGCCGGCUGCUAGACUACCACAUGAAAGCGGCGCACACCGGUGAGCGGCCAUACAAGUGUAACGUCUGCGCCGCCACAUUCAUCUACCCUGAACACUUCAAGAAGCACCGACGCAUACACACUGGCGAAAAACCUUUCCUGUGCGAGGUUUGUGGCAAGGCAUUUAACAGCCGAGACAACCGCAAUGCCCAUCGGUUUGUACAUAGUGACAAGAAGCCUUACGAAUGUUUGGUCUGUGGCAUGGGCUUCAUGAGAAAACCUCUUCUGUACAACCACAUGCAGACUCAGGGUCACUUGAACGACACAAUAGUCGUGAACCAGCCGCGGCUGACAAAUACUGAAGAAGACAACAUGGUUUUGGCGCAAAACACGGCUGAGGCCAUGGAGAUGGCGUUUGUCACUGACAGCGAUGGUAACACCAAGCUCAUGCCUGCCGACUCUGUGGAGAGGUUUCAGGAGAUGGACCACAACAAUCAGGAUACCAAGAUGUACAUAACUGAACUGAAGGAGCAUGUGAUCCUGAAGGAGAGAGAUGAUGGUGGAAUGGUGGAGACUGAUGAGAUCGUAGAGGCUACAGAGUACGAUGAGACUGUGCAGCACCUCAUCAUUGAUGGCCAGGUUCAUUUUGCCAAUCCUGGAGGCAUUGAGACUCUAGAUGGUGAAGCUACGGAGAUUGCUGAUGUGACUGAAAUAACAACUCUAGAGGACGGUACGAGACACCUGGUGGUUCCAUCCUCUAGACACGGCUACACUGAGCAAACUGCCACUGUACAAACAGAAGGGGGGACUGUUCAGCUGGUACAGAUACGCAUCCCAACAGAAGGAGAAGCCCAAGCUCAUUGGAUCAACAUUCUCCAAUCUCCUGACCAAUAAUUCAACUCGUAUAAUCGCUGACUGUAUUCAUUUUACUACUGGAUUGUAGCUUUUAUAAUUGAACGUACAUUUAUGAGUUAGGCAGAUUGAUUUAGUUACUUGUAAACUUUUUUUACUGUGUUUCUUUAGUAAUUCGAGUAUGAUUUUAGUGGACAACUAAGUACAUGCUAUUCCAACAGUAGUUAGUAGGUUUUUAGUAGAUUAGAUAUAUUUUGACUGUUACACAAUUGCUAAGCAUUGGUUUUAAAUAGUGCAUUUUAACAAAUUAUGUAGAUAUGUUCAUGUUGUUUUGUAUUGCAUACAAAGAAUAGCCUAUUAGUUUAAGUUUAGUUUAUGAUCGAUACCACAACACUUGAUAUUAAUUUAUGUUUCGCUAUUCCAUUACUAAUUUAUCUCCUAGUGCUAGACUUACUUUUGAAAGUUUUGGUACUAAUGAAACUCCAUGCUUUAAACACUUGAAUUUUUAGAGAGUAUUUUUAUUGUAAAAUCAUGUUUUGUUAAAAUGGUCGUAUUUGGAGUAUUUUUAAAGUUCAAUUAGUUUACUAAAAGAGCGUGUAAAAUUUAGGGAACAUAACUUAUUACUGGUCAUUACUGAAUCCUUCAUUUAUAUUUAUAUAUAGAUAUAUAUAUAUAUAUAUAAUUAUGUAUAUAAAUAAAUGUAAUUAUAAAGAAACUAAAUUUGUUUGUGUAUCGUUGGAUGAUUAAGCUCUCUCAUGGUUGGGGGGAGAGGGGUUUUAGUUAGUUGUACCACUUACCCUUUGUAGUUCCUCUGUGAAGCAUCUUGCCGACUUGAUUGUUGGAUGAAAAUUAAAACAGCUAGUACAGUAGUAAUAAUUAAUUAUCACCUUGUCUUAAUUGUUGAGGCGAUUGUUUAGUUUUUUCUUUAGCAACUAGUUAUUCAAGCAUCUAAGACGGAACAUAAUUGAAUCACACCAGUAUAACAUUGUUAUCAUUAUUUCUUGUUUAUUUCCAGUUGCACAAAGAGAGAAUUAGUAUUACUUUUUCCCCAAUCUGUUAUUUUAUACUGUACUUGUAAUUCCUGAAGUGUGUGAAUAGUAGGUUUUUAAAACGUUCUAGGAGUGAAAUAUGCGACUGAAAAUGUAUAUUUUGUAUUGGUUUAUAAUUGAAAAACAAAUUUCAAAUAUGUAAACUUUUAAAUGUUAAUGUGUAAAUAUAAAUUUAUCGAGGAA